UGAGUUAGAAAUUCCCUCCCUGCCCGGGAUCCCUCCGCCUGCAGUAGCGGUGGUGAGGCCGAGGGAGCCGCCAUUUUGGAUGUUCGGUUCCUGCUGCCACUGCUGCCGCCGCCCCCGAAGCUGCUGGUUUCAUUCGAGGUUUCGGGCCGAGGAUGCCAGCCCCCAUCAGAUUGCGGGAGCUGAUCCGGACCAUCCGGACAGCCCGAACCCAAGCUGAGGAACGAGAAAUGAUCCAGAAAGAAUGUGCUGCAAUCCGGUCAUCAUUUAGAGAAGAAGACAAUACAUACCGGUGUCGGAAUGUGGCAAAGUUACUAUAUAUGCACAUGCUGGGCUACCCUGCUCACUUUGGACAGUUGGAGUGCCUCAAGCUAAUCGCCUCCCAAAAAUUCACAGACAAACGCAUUGGGUAUUUAGGAGCAAUGCUGCUAUUAGAUGAAAGACAAGAUGUGCAUCUUCUCAUGACCAAUUGUAUCAAGAAUGACCUUAAUCAUAGCACGCAGUUCGUACAGGGGCUAGCACUUUGUACCCUUGGCUGCAUGGGCUCCUCAGAGAUGUGCAGAGAUCUUGCAGGAGAGGUAGAGAAGCUUCUGAAAACCUCCAACUCGUACUUAAGAAAAAAGGCAGCACUGUGUGCUGUUCAUGUCAUCAGGAAGGUUCCUGAACUUAUGGAGAUGUUUUUACCAGCAACAAAAAAUUUAUUGAAUGAGAAGAACCAUGGUGUCCUUCACACGUCUGUAGUCCUCCUCACAGAGAUGUGUGAACGGAGCCCAGACAUGCUCGCACAUUUCAGAAAGCUUGUGCCCCAAUUAGUUCGUAUUCUAAAGAACCUCAUCAUGUCCGGAUAUUCCCCAGAACAUGAUGUUUCUGGCAUCAGUGACCCAUUCUUGCAGGUACGAAUUUUGCGGUUAUUAAGAAUUUUAGGACGGAAUGAUGAUGAUUCAAGUGAAGCCAUGAAUGAUAUAUUAGCACAGGUUGCCACUAAUACAGAGACUAGUAAAAAUGUAGGAAAUGCUAUUCUCUAUGAAACGGUUUUGACUAUUAUGGAUAUUAAAUCGGAGAGUGGAUUGCGAGUUCUAGCCAUAAAUAUUCUCGGUCGAUUCUUAUUGAACAAUGACAAAAAUAUUAGAUAUGUUGCUCUGACAUCUCUGUUGAAGACUGUGCAGACAGAUCAUAAUGCUGUCCAGAGGCACAGAAGCACAAUUGUGGACUGUCUAAAGGAUCUGGAUGUCUCAAUAAAAAGACGUGCAAUGGAAUUGAGCUUUGCCCUGGUAAAUGGGAAUAAUAUCCGAGGCAUGAUGAAGGAAUUACUUUAUUUUCUGGAUUCAUGUGAGCCAGAAUUUAAAGCUGAUUGUGCAUCUGGAAUCUUUCUUGCUGCAGAAAAGUAUGCACCUUCCAAACGGUGGCAUAUAGAUACAAUUAUGCGUGUCCUGACAACGGCAGGAAGUUAUGUUCGUGAUGACGCAGUCCCCAACCUGAUUCAGUUAAUAACCAAUAGUGUGGAGAUGCACGCCUACACUGUCCAGCGCUUGUACAAAGCAAUUCUUGGUGAUUAUUCUCAACAACCCUUGGUACAAGUAGCUGCGUGGUGUAUAGGUGAAUAUGGCGAUCUUCUUGUGUCUGGCCAGUGUGAAGAGGAAGAGCCUAUUCAGGUGACUGAAGAUGAAGUGCUAGAUAUUUUAGAAAGUGUCCUGAUCUCUAACAUGUCCACCUCUGUGACGAGAGGUUACGCUCUCACUGCCAUUAUGAAACUCUCUACUCGAUUUACCUGUACUGUAAACCGAAUUAAGAAAGUGGUUUCCAUCUAUGGAAGCAGCAUCGAUGUAGAGCUCCAGCAGAGGGCAGUAGAAUACAAUGCACUUUUUAAGAAAUAUGACCACAUGAGGUCUGCCCUACUUGAAAGAAUGCCUGUCAUGGAAAAAGUGACCACAAAUGGCCCUUCUGAGAUUGUGCAGACAAAUGGAGAGACAGAACCAGCUCCACUAGAAACUAAACCACCACCCUCUGGGCCACAACCCACCAGCCAGGCCAAUGACUUAUUGGAUUUGUUGGGAGGAAAUGAUAUAACACCUGUUAUUCCAACUGCACCUACGAGCAAACCGGCAUCAGCUGGUGGAGAACUUCUUGACUUGCUGGGAGACAUCACCCUAACAGGUGCUCCAGCUGCUGCUCCUACCCCUGCCUCAGUGCCACAGAUAUCCCAGCCCUCUUUCUUGUUGGAUGGGCUUUCGUCACAGCCUCUCUUCAAUGACAUUGCUCCAGGCAUCCCUUCCAUCACAGCAUACAGUAAGAAUGGCUUGAAGAUAGAAUUCACCUUUGAACGGUCAAACACCAACCCCAGUGUAACAGUGAUAACGAUACAGGCAUCUAACAGCACAGAGCUAGACAUGACGGACUUUGUUUUCCAGGCUGCAGUACCAAAGACAUUCCAGCUGCAGCUUCUGUCUCCUAGCAGCAGCGUUGUCCCAGCAUUUAAUACAGGGACCAUCACUCAAGUCAUCAAAGUUCUGAACCCACAGAAGCAACAGCUGCGAAUGCGGAUCAAGCUCACAUAUAAUCACAAGGGCUCAGCAAUGCAAGAUCUAGCAGAAGUGAACAAUUUCCCCCCUCAGUCCUGGCAAUGAGGGUGCAGCCCAUUCUCAUUCUUAUCCAACUCAAUCAAAGGAAUUCUGGGAAGGAGGUUGUGAUUGCUGGCAAGUCCCCCCAACUGUACCAUGGGCACGAGGAGCUGAGAGAACUGUUGAGGAAGGUUUUCCUCAAGUUACUGCUGACCUUGAAGCAUCGGUAAAGACUCAUGUCCUCUCCUUCACUGUUGAGGCUGGCUGCUUCUGGAGGCUACUUUGCACUCUUCCUCCUCUCCUUCCUUUUCCGCACUUCAUCCCUCCCACAAUUGCAGCCAGAAUCAACAUUCUCUGGGCCACUGAGGCAAUCAGCAGCUGGUCUGGAGGAGAGGACUAGAAUUCAUGGCAAGAAAACACUCACUCUGUCUCUGCAGCAAAGAGUGGCCCCUUCUUUCUACUGUUGUGUCUCUGUGGACUGGGCAAGGUGGGGUGUUUAUUCCUCACUAGCUGGUUACCAUCGUAAGGCGCUUUGUACAUCAGGCAUUUGGAAUGGAUUGUAACAAUGGACAUAAGGGAGCCCUGCCCUUUUCUGCUGGUUCUCCCAAUGUUUGAAAGAGGCAUUAGGCUCCUGGCAGCCUUUUCUGUGCAUUGCUGUAUACACACAGACACACAUGUAUGUAUGUUUGUUAUAUAAAAAAACAAAACAAAAAAAAAAACAAAACUGGUUAGACCUUGAGAGGUUGUUUGUAAACACUGGACAGAUGCAGUUCAAAGAGCUUUUGUUGAAAUUUGGCAUGAAGGAUAUGGUGCUCUAUUUGUAAUAGAAACUCCAAGGCUCUUCCAGCUCCCCUUUCUCUCCAUUCUUUAGCUGUAGUCAUGAGUUCUCUCUCCAUGAUUUUCAAAAUCAAUUCCCCCUUAAAGUGCAAAGUGGACACUUUCUAAAAAGAUACGUGAAUAGUUAAUAAUGACCCUUUCCCAACACAGUGAUUCUCCCAAGCCCGUCACUUGCUGUGGUAAAUGGGUCAAAAAAAAAAGGAGUUCAGUCCUAAGGAGCAGAUGCUGUCACAAAACCCCAUGGCCCAUAGGAAGAGCAGUACCAGACUCAAUCUGGAGCAUAUUGGACUCGGCUUAUCCAUUGCUCCAAACCUCCCCUUUAAUUUCCUGAGCCUGGCUUGGACCUUGGCAUUCCGUUUGAAUUCCUUCUUCUAACUGGAACAUUUGUGUUGUAUCUGUAACACUGGCACUGAAAUAAAGACCACACGGUUAAAGAAAUUUUUCCUACAUUGUGCUUUAUGGUGUUGAAAUGAAGCCUUGUAGCUUCCUUGCCCCUAUAUGAGAGCAAGUCUUAUGGCCACCAUAGGGUAGGAGUAUCCUGUCCUGAGGAUGAGAAAUUGGUCUCUUGAAAGAAACCAAUCUCAUGAACACCUGCAUUAAAGAUUUGAGCUUUUUAAACAGUAAGAGUGCCGAGUGUUUUUUAGAAAAGACCCUGAUGUUACCAAACUUGUAUGUUGCUUUGCUGGAGUGAGGUGAAGGUGAUGGUCUGUGGUACUCGUUGAAUGUACUAUGUACGUUCAGGUAUUCAGGCACCAUGUCUAGUUUACUGCAGGAGAAAGAAAAAGUGCCCCCCCCUUGCUUGUAAAGCCUUUACAAUUGUUACUGUAUUGUGCAGUAAAAUGACACUUUGGCUUCAGUUUUAAACCUUGAUACAAAUCUCCUUUUCUCCAUUUCACCAAGCCUUUACUUAAAAUCUUCAGUGUCUUGUCAAAGCUAGCUCUGUAUCAGAUGCUAGACUAUUCCCAACAUUGACAAACUGGAGUUGAGCUAAAGGCUCCAAAAGGGAAAGUUUCUGGUCUUAAUAGUCUUUUAAGAGCAAGGCUGACUGAAA
Acomys russatus (golden spiny mouse) is the source of this 4443-nucleotide messenger RNA. RefSeq names its product adaptor related protein complex 1 subunit gamma 1 (gene Ap1g1). Lineage: Eukaryota; Metazoa; Chordata; Mammalia; Rodentia; Muridae. The transcript is spliced from 23 exons. The coding region runs from base 153 to 2621 and encodes 822 amino acids. The record is from RefSeq and is a predicted model, not a curated record. Gene Ontology annotation, cellular component: Golgi apparatus; membrane coat; AP-1 adaptor complex. Gene Ontology annotation, molecular function: clathrin-cargo adaptor activity. Gene Ontology annotation, biological process: receptor-mediated endocytosis; Golgi to vacuole transport; intracellular protein transport.